AUGGCGUGGCAAGGUGGAAGCAGGCUUAAUUUGCUGGGUUUUAAGAAGAUGGAUGUACAUAAUUCUACUCUUUCUACUAUGGGUAAUCUGUGGAUUCUCUGGUCAGAAGAUGUGGAUGAUCCUUUGGUGGUGAAUACUAGUAGGCAGGCUAUUACGGUUUCUUUGAAUGGGAACUUUCACUGUGUUUUGAGAACUGAUGAGGAGAAGGGUGGUAGGGAACCAAGAACUUCUUGUAUUAAUGAAUUUUCUGAUUGGAUGGAUGAUAAUGAGCUCUUUAAAGCUGAUGCUUUGGGUGCUAAUUUCACUUGGGCUAAUGGUCAAUCAGGAGUUCGUCGGAUCAUAAGUAAAUCAUACCGUGUUAUUAUUAAUGAGGCAUGGUUGAAUAAAUUUUCGAAUUGGCGCUGUAAAGCUCUUCCUACAGAAGUUUCUGACCAUUCGACACUGGCACAGUUGCGUCUUGAAAACGCUCUCAGAAUUUCGGAUGAAGAUCAUUCUGAUGAGUCCAAAUUUAAUACUUCCAAGGAUGCUCUUGCUAAGGUCCAAGGUCGUAACCAACAAAAUAUUAUGCUAAAGCAGAAGUCUAGAAAUAAAUGGUUGUUGGAGGGGUCGAGUAAUACUUCUUAUUUUCACAACAACAUAAAUAUUCGAAAGGGAAGAACCACAAUUUCAGAACUGGUUUCUGAUGAUGGUAGUGUUAUUUCUGAUAGUGCUUUACUCUGUGAUCAUAUUGUGAACUAUUAUGAGGCUAAAUUCAAUGGAGAUUACACAAUUAUUGAUGAUCUUUUAUUUGAUUAUGAGAGACCUUCAAUUACGGCUGAAUAA
Messenger RNA from Papaver somniferum (opium poppy), 822 nucleotides. RefSeq lists its product as uncharacterized. The coding region runs from base 1 to 822 and encodes 273 amino acids. The transcript is spliced from 4 exons. The record is from RefSeq and is a predicted model, not a curated record. Lineage: Eukaryota; Viridiplantae; Streptophyta; Magnoliopsida; Ranunculales; Papaveraceae.